GCCUCCUAAUCAUUUAUUAGUACAUCUACAUAGUACACUACCUAGUACCUACUAAUCAUUCAAUGUUACAAUCAUUACACAAAUAAACAAACUGUCUUUCUCUUCUGAACAACAUUUAUUAAGCUUCCAUUGAGUAUCCACAUUCCAAUAUUCUCAAGGAACACCCAACUACGAACAUCACCAAACACAUCUUGACUCAAACAAUGACACGCCAUACAUCCGAAUUUCUGCGUCAGCGCAGUUCCAACAUAUCUCUUCGAAGUACCGCCGCCGUGAACGCCGCCACUGCCACCGCACCCCGAUUGUCGAGCUUCGUCAACCCAUCCGAGUUCGAAACAAAGCCAACCAUGUCGAAAGCUGAACAAGCAUUUGUAGUUGGCGACUUAGCUAACUGCAAAUCCCUGGCUCUGUGCGACGCCUGCUACCGGGAAAUACCAGACCGUCGUACCGGCUCACUUGCCUUCCAGCUCACGGAUAACCGAAGCUCGUGCUCCUCUUGCAAAGUCAUGUCGUCAGACCCCGAGGCUUUCACCCAGCCGUUCUGCAAGUUUUUGCAGGAUAAUCCUACGGUGUUCCAUGCCGUCGGCUAUUUCAAAGACAAGAUGACGGCUCUUGGCUAUAAGGAGCUUCCGGCACGAGACGAUUGGUCUGGCAAGCUCGAAGCCGGCGGUAAAUACUUUGUGACCCGAAACGGCACCUCAGUUAUCGCGUUUACGGUUGGAAAGGCGUAUAAGCCUGGCAAUGGCGUUGCCAUGGUUGCAGGUCACAUUGAUGCCCUUACGGCGAGGCUUAAGCCCGUCAGCAAGAAGCCAACGAAGGCUGGCUACGUCCAAUUGGGCGUUGCGCCUUAUGCUGGUGGGUUGAACGAGACUUGGUGGGACAGAGAUCUUAGCAUAGGAGGCAGAGUAAUUGUACGGGACGGGUCCGGCAAGACCUCGAGCAAACUUGUCAAACUCGACUGGCCUAUUGCUCGUAUACCUACGCUCGCACCGCACUUUGGCGUGGGCAUGAUGGGCCAGAACAAUAAGGAAACGGAGGCAGUCCCGAUUAUUGGAUUGGACAACUCCGACAUUUCUUCUUCUACGAAUUCCAAGCCGGCGGAACCCCUAGGGCCUGCUGGAUCGUUUACUGCCACCCAGCCACCAAGACUCGUCCAGCUCAUCUCGAAAGAGUUAGGUAUCAAAGACUACUCACAGAUAGUAAACUGGGAAUUAGAACUGUUUGACCUGCAACCUGCGACCGUGGGCGGUUUGGACCGAGAGUUCAUCUUUGCUGGCCGAAUUGACGACAAGCUAUGCAGCUGGGCCGCGUUCCAAGGGCUGCUAGCUUCGGAAGCAAACGAGGACGAUGGUGGCAUCAAAUUGGUGGCGCUGUUUGACGACGAAGAGAUUGGCUCUCUACUCCGCCAGGGCGCAAGGGGUAACUUUUUGCCAUCUGUCAUCGAGAGAGCGGUGGAGUCGUUAUCCGGUGAUAGUAAGACAUUUGGACCCGGGCUGAUUGGCCAGACCUAUGCGCGAUCUUUCCUCGUGUCGGCCGAUGUCACACACGCCGUAAACCCCAACUUCCUUUCCCGCUACCUCGAAGACCACGCGCCCCGCCUCAAUGUGGGAAUCUGCAUCGCGGCGGACAGCAAUGGUCAUAUGACGACGGAUGCGGUCUCCACUGCGGUGGUUACCCGUGUUUGCGAGUUGAGUGGUUGCACGCCGCAGGUUUUCCAAAUCCGAAACGACUCCCGAAGCGGUGGUACCGUGGGACCUAUGCUGAGCAGUGCGAUGGGUGUCAAGGCUAUCGACGCGGGAAUGGCGCAACUAAGCAUGCAUUCGGUUCGUGCUACGUGCGGAUCGCUAGAUCCCGGGUUGGGCGUCAAGUUCUUCAAGGGUUUCCUGGACAGAUGGGAGAAGGUCGACGCCGAGUGGCAAUAAAGGCGGCCUCGCCUUGCCCAGAAAAGGAAGAGGGCUUCGACUGUUUUAGAAGUUGGUUGCCAUUACUACUACAUACGCAUGUCUCAAGCGGGUAUCACAACAUAUGGACAUCCCGCG
Hypoxylon fragiforme is the source of this 2039-nucleotide messenger RNA. RefSeq names its product aminopeptidase I zinc metalloprotease-domain-containing protein. NCBI's taxonomy places the organism in Eukaryota, Fungi, Ascomycota, Sordariomycetes, Xylariales, Hypoxylaceae. The record is from RefSeq and is a predicted model, not a curated record. Gene Ontology annotation, cellular component: fungal-type vacuole. The coding region runs from base 204 to 1922 and encodes 572 amino acids. Gene Ontology annotation, molecular function: metalloaminopeptidase activity; zinc ion binding. The transcript has 3 exons. Gene Ontology annotation, biological process: proteolysis.